Messenger RNA from Pezoporus occidentalis (night parrot), 1347 nucleotides. RefSeq names its product mas-related G-protein coupled receptor member H-like. The transcript is spliced from 2 exons. Gene Ontology annotation, molecular function: G protein-coupled receptor activity. Bases 198 to 1112 code for a protein of 304 amino acids. Gene Ontology annotation, cellular component: membrane. Lineage: Eukaryota; Metazoa; Chordata; Aves; Psittaciformes; Psittacidae. The record is from RefSeq and is a predicted model, not a curated record. Gene Ontology annotation, biological process: G protein-coupled receptor signaling pathway.
CCUCACCACCUGACCCAUGAUCCUGCAGAAACGCCCCAAAGAGCAGCUCUGUUCGGAGGAGAGGCGAGGAGGACGUGGAGACCCUGGUUCUCCUCAUCGGAGAAGACUGUGGCAAGGAGCACCAGAGGGAAGGAACUGCUUGGACGCCCGGGCAGGUCAGCCCGUGGAAAGCCAGGGAUCACAUCCCACCUCCUGCCAUGGAGCUGAACCAGACAUUCCCAUCCCCAUCACCCAUGCUGGAGACUGAUGGAGAGAACCCAUGCAGGAUAGACAUCACCGAUGUGGCUAUGGACACUGUCACGCUGCUCAUCUGCCUCUGUGGGCUGGUGGGGAAUGGGGCUGUGCUCUGGCUCCUUGGCUUCUGCAUCAGCAGGAACCCAAUCACCACCUACAUCCUCAAUCUGGCCGUGGCCGACUUCACCUUCCUCCUCUUCAUGGUCACCUCAGUCCUCCUCUACAUGAUGGAGAACAUCUUCUGCUCCACUGUGGUGGCUCUGGUGUACCAGAGGCCACUUUUCCUGCUCUCGCUGCUGUCCUACAACAUGGGCCUGUAUCUCCUGAUGGCCAUCAGCAUCGAGAGGUGCUCGUCCAUCCUCUGUCCGCUCUGGUACCGCUGCCACCGCCCUCAGCGCUUGUCAGCCCUGGUGUGUGUCCUGCUCUGGGCCCUCUCCAUCACUGUCAUUGCUGCAGUGACAUCUCUGUGCCUCUUGCAUGAGGAUGAUCACUGCCGCGUGGCUCUCAUCUCCAUGUACGUCCUCAACUUCCUCAUCUUUGCCCCACCCAUGGUCGCUUCCAAUGUGAUCCUCUUCAUCAAGGUCCAGUGUGGCUCCCAGCAGCGCCAACCCAAGCGGCUCUACAUCGUUAUCUUCCUCACCGUCCUCCUCUUUCUCAUCUUCGGGGUUCCCCUCAGCGUCUGGAACUUCCUGCUGCAGUUUGGCUUCGCGGCUGUGCCAUCCCAGGCUGUUUUCCUGCUCGCCUGCAUCAACAGCAGCAUCAACCCCUUCAUCUACUUCCUGGUGGGGAGCUGCCGGAGGCGCUGCUCCGUGGUGCCCCUGCAGGUCGCCUUCCGGAGGGUCUUCGAGGAGACGGGGAUCACCACGAUCUUCCCUUAAGAGCCACUGUGCUUGUGCUGGCUGUGUUGAGACCCCCCCGCUUCAUGCUCAGUGCUGACCCUUGGUCCUGGCUGUGCCUGCAGGCUGCCUUCCUGUAGUGUUGCGAUGCAGCCCAUCCCUGGUCCCAGUCCUGUCCCCAGCCCAUCCCAUGGUACCCCUGUACCCAUCCUCAUCCCAUGCCCAACCCCAUCCAUAGACUGUCCCAUGUUAUGCCUGCUACGUCCCUAUUCCAUCC